UAUCCUUCUCAUUCGUAAGCUUUAUGCGCACCAUCUAGCGAAAUGUUCUUUUUUUUAAAGGGCAACUUUUUAUUAUUUCUCUAUACUCUAAUAAUUAUUUCAAUGAUUUUUUAUGUUAAAGAUAUCAAUUUGAAGUAACAAACAAUCGGUGUAUCAAUUUGUAUAAACGAUUUUCAUACAGAAAGACCAACGUUUUUAAUGAAAAAUUUAACUGAAUAUAUUCGACUAAGUUCAGAUUACAAGAAACAUAAAACAAUCAAAUCAAAUAAUUUCCUUGUAGAUGAAUUUUGAAUGACGUUGUACCUCGUUUAUACGAUGAUAUACAUAACCAAAUAUAUAUCUUACAAAUGAAAUAAUGAUUGUAUCGAAUUUUUGAAGAAUGUAGAUAUUAGCAAUUUUAUUCCGUCAAUACUGAUUAGCAGACGAUACUCUUUAAGCGCUCUCUUCAGUAUUCUUUUUUUCAAAUGGUUAAGCUAGGUAAAACCAGCGGUCGCGUUUGAAAUCUUGUGUUUGUACGAUAUGCAUCUUUCGUAUAAAUUUUUUUAACAACGAAAACGAUCAUGUUUCUUCUAUUCUUGUCAAGAUUUAAUGUUUAUAGUAAACGUAUAAUAAUAUAUGAUACUUCGCAAAGAUGUACUUUGAUCAAUUUAAAUAUAUUACAUAACCUCAAAGGAAUGGUUCGUUUCAUGUCAAAUAAUGUGUUUGCAUCACGUUUAAAUUUACCACUUUCGGAUAACAGUAUUAGAAAGUAUUUAGAUUAUCUUUCUGACGUUUAUCAAAAUGAUCAAUGGAAAGAAAAUAACUUUGUAAAAAUGAUUAAUAUAAGAUCCAUGGCAGGCAUGUUAGAGGAACGUAUUAAUAUUAUGGAAAAUGUAAAAUACUUGCAAGAUAUUGGUAAAGAAGACGAAGAAAUGAAAAAGUUAGCUCGGGAAGAAGAAGCAACGUAUAAACAACAGUUAGAUGAUCUGGAUGAAAAGUUAUUGAACGUAAUUUUAUUUGACCUUGAUAAAGAAAAUUAUAACAAUACCAUUCUUGAAAUAUCAGCUGGUGUCGGAGGUCAAGAGGCUAUGCUUUUUGUUGAAGAUCUUUACAAGAUGUAUUUAGGAUAUGCAGAUUAUUUAGGAAUAGAAUAUGAAUUAUUAGAGCUUGAUAAAAGUGAAAGUUGUGGUGUAAGGCAUACUAGUAUUUUACUUAAAGGUAAUCUAGCUUUUAAAAAAUUUAGACAUGAAGGAGGCGUUCAUAGAGUACAAAGAAUACCAAAAACCGAAAAAUCUGGUCGUAUGCAUACCAGUACAGUAUCUGUUGCUAUUCUGCCAGAACCCACAGAUAUUGAAAUUAAUUUAAAUCAUAAGGAUCUGAAAAUAGAAACAAUGAGAGCAUCGGGUGCUGGUGGUCAGCACGUAAAUACAACUGAUUCAGCUGUGAGAAUAACUCAUUGCCCAACUGGAAUAGCAGUAACUUGUGAAACGCAAAGAUCACAAUUAAAAAAUAAAGAAAUAGCACUCUUAAAGCUAAAAACUAUUUUAUAUCAACAAGAAUUGAAUAAACAAAUUGGGAUUGUUAGUGAAAUGCGUAAGAAGCAAAUGGGCUUAGGAUUGAGAAAUGAAAAGAUAAGAACAUAUAAUUAUAAUCAAGAUCGUAUCACGGAUCACAGAGUAGAAAAUGGAACAAUGCAUAAUUUAAAAUCGUUUAUGACAGGAGGUGUAGAAUUGGAAGAACUGGAAGGUAUAUUGCAAAGUAAUAUACAAAAGAAAAUUUUAGCGGAUAUGAUAAAUAAAGUAGAGUCCAAAACAAAAUAAUAUUUCGUUUCUUCAUAAAAUUUAUAUCUUCUAUUUUUGACAAAAUUUUAUGUUGUGUAUAUAAGUGUUAAAUUGUAUAUAGUUUAAUCGAAUAAAUUAUACAAUAUUUAGGUAA
Messenger RNA from Vespula pensylvanica (western yellowjacket), 1914 nucleotides. RefSeq names its product peptide chain release factor 1-like, mitochondrial (gene mRF1). Gene Ontology annotation, molecular function: translation release factor activity. Lineage: Eukaryota; Metazoa; Arthropoda; Insecta; Hymenoptera; Vespidae. The transcript is spliced from 2 exons. The record is from RefSeq and is a predicted model, not a curated record. Gene Ontology annotation, biological process: translational termination. The coding region runs from base 561 to 1799 and encodes 412 amino acids.